AAAGACAACUUGGAUAAAGGAGGACAUGGACACUAGUGACAGUUCCAAAUGUUAUUUUGGUCAGUGUGCAAAAUGCAGCAAAGAGGUGUAUGGUGGAGGAAAAGCCUGCCGCGCCAUGGGACAAAUAUUCCAUCAAAGUUGUUUCACCUGCUGUGUUUGUAGUAAAAAUCUUCAAGGCAAGCCAUUCUAUACAGUGACUGGAAGUAUCUAUUGCGAAGAGGAUUUUUAUUUCUCAGGAGUUCAUCCAUCCCCUGAAAUGUGCUACAGCUGUGAUCAGUUAAUCACAGAUAUGGUCCUUCAAGCUCUCGGGAAGUCGUACCACCCGGCUUGUUUCCGCUGUGCUGUUUGUAGACAGAGCCUGCAGGAUCUACCCUUCACUGUGGGCACAGACAACAAGGUUUACUGUAUCAAAGACUACCACAAGGUGCAGGCUCCGUGCUGUGCCACUUGUAAUAAACCCAUACUGCCGACGGAGGGUUGCACUGAGUCCAUUCGAGUGGUUUCAUUCAACAAAAACUACCACGCGGAGUGCUUCGGAUGUGACGUCGACUUUGUUUGAAGAUGAGCUCGUAUAUCAAAUCAAUGAUAUCACUAUUUUGUGCCAUAAAUCCGGCCUCUGAAGGGUAACACCGAAAGGAAAAGCAGAAGUUUAAACAGAAAACGAGACCAUGCUGAAUACAAGUUCGAUCAACAUGUGUAAAUACUGUGAAAAACUGAAUUCAUUUGUGUAUUUAAAUUUUUAAAAAUUGCUCCCUGGUCCACUACGCACAAAAUUCACAGUUUCAUGGCUUUUCAUUUAAAUUCUGUAAUAUACAGCAAACAAAAGGAAUAAACAUCCAACUCGAUUCAUUAUAAUAUUCCAUCCAAAAUGUUUUUUAAUGCAAGAAAAUAGGUUUAAAAUUAGAAUUUCCAUCUGUUUAUAGUUUUUGAGUUAUUAGCACGCCAAUUAUUUUUUCAAGGCGUUACUUGUUCAGAACGUUAUUUCAAAUGGAUUUAUCACUGUAGAUCAGGGGGCCCCAAACUACGGCCUGCGGGCCGGAUAUGGCCCGCUGCCACAUUUGGUCCGGCCCCCUGAACAAAAAAAAAUGUUUUUUUUUCUUUCAGUAGUGUUAUUUAUUUCCUGGCUUUUUUCUGUGAAGAACCAA
This is a messenger RNA of Corythoichthys intestinalis (scribbled pipefish), 1145 nucleotides long. RefSeq names its product LIM domains containing 1b (gene limd1b). Lineage: Eukaryota; Metazoa; Chordata; Actinopteri; Syngnathiformes; Syngnathidae. Gene Ontology annotation, molecular function: transcription corepressor activity. Gene Ontology annotation, cellular component: adherens junction; nucleus; transcription regulator complex. Bases 26 to 559 code for a protein of 177 amino acids. The transcript has 7 exons. The record is from RefSeq and is a predicted model, not a curated record. Gene Ontology annotation, biological process: positive regulation of miRNA-mediated gene silencing; response to hypoxia; cytoskeleton organization.